Oncorhynchus mykiss (rainbow trout) is the source of this 1841-nucleotide messenger RNA. RefSeq names its product regulator of G protein signaling 4. The record is from RefSeq and is a predicted model, not a curated record. Lineage: Eukaryota; Metazoa; Chordata; Actinopteri; Salmoniformes; Salmonidae.
CUUCGUCAGCGUUUAAGCACUGUAGCUGUAUAAAACCCCAACUGUGGGAGGAGGCUUCACUAAGACAGAGCGUACUACUGACUUACUGAGAGGACUACCAGUCAUAAUAUUACAACCUUUUCCUCUGCGCUCAAAACCACUGCAAAUCAUUCUCCUUGAUUUGGAUUUAGCAAAGAGGCAACAUGUGUAAGGGAUUAGCAACACUGCCUGCAACCUGUAUGAAAAGUGCCAAAGACAUCAAGCACAAGAUUGGAUUUCUGCUCCAUAAGCCUGAGGUUCCACCAGACAAGGAACAGAUAAAAGAGAAGACCAACAUUGCCAAGAGAGUUUCACCUGCUGAUGUGGAGAAAUGGAAACUGUCCUUCAACAACCUGAUGAAUAGUGAAGCUGGCCGUACGGUGUUCACUACCUUCCUGAAGGCAGAGUUCAGCCAGGAGAACUUGGAGUUCUGGAAAGCUUGUGAGAAAUACAAAAUGUCAGCCCCCAAAAAUAUGGCAGGUAAAGCCAAACAGAUCUAUGACCAGUACAUCGCGGCAGACGCUCUUAACGAGGUGAACUUGGACUCAGCAACGCGAGAGGAGACCAGACAGAACCUGUCUAAUGCCGGCCCAUUCUGCUUCGACAACGCCCAGCAGAAAAUCUUCACUUUGAUGGAGAAAGACUCAUACAGAAGGUUCCUCUAUUCCAAACUGAUCCAGGAUCUGUCCCCGUUGCCCACCACCACCACCCAACUCAGUGCUCUGGAGAAAAGGGGAGGGAUGAGAGGCUGUUCUGAGAGCGGUGGUGCAUAGACAGAGAUGGAAAGAGAGAAACAUUGACAAUUAAAGCACUCUGUCAUAAUCUGUGAGGGAAAGAGUAGGUUGUCUUAAAGAGAAAACAUUGUUAUGAGUGGGUGGAUUUAGAUUUUUUUCUGUCAGUUGUUCAAAAGAACUAUUUCAACAAGUAUCAUGAAUUGCUUGUCUUUCAGACUAGGGUAUGCUUGGAGAGGGAGAGAAGAAAACGAUCAGAGAUGUGAUUUUCAGGACAAAAUAUCAUCCUCUUUCUCCUGAUUUUCCAUUGUUUUGUAAAGGUCUACUUUCUUUCCAUGUAAUAUCUUCCUGAGCUCUAACAAGAGUCAAAUGAUUCAAACAGGCAUUUAGGCAUUUCACUCUGGUCAGCUCCCUGUUUCCCCCCUGUCUGGCUUUCAUCAAGGGCUCAAAGCUAAGUCAUGCAUGUACGCCAAUAAUGCUUUCCGGCUUGAAAAUGCUCUUCCUCAAACUGAGUGUUAAAUUAGAUUAUAGUUUAUAGUUUAUAUCAUUGCUUUACCUUAGGCUAGUUUGUGCACUGCUGAGGUGUAGCUCACUUGCCCUCUGUUAACCUGCCGAUGAAGUCAUGACCAGGUGAUGUUUUGAUUCAAAACACAGGGAAAAACAAUGAGGAACUACCUCUCUAUCCAUCCCUAUCCCACUUUCUGGGUGACCUGAACAUUGACUGGUUAGCAACUAGCUGUCUUCUCAAGAGGAAGCUUGUGACUGUGCCUGUAAUAUGACUCAGGUUAUCACUAAACCAACUAGCGUGCAUACUAAUAGUGUUGGAUCUGUAACAUCCAUUUUUAUAUUGGUCAUAUCUUCACUAAUGCUGCAGAGCUUUGCUCUAAGGCAAUAUCAGUUUCCUUUGGCUGUAGUGACCAUAACAUUGAGGCAAUGACAAGGAAAGCCAAAGGUUGGGCCUAAAGUCAUUUAUUAAUUGUUAAUUCCAAUUGUUGACAAGCAUGCACCAGUUAAGAAACAAACUGUGAGAACUGUUAGAGCCCAAUGGAUUGAUGAUGUUCAAAUAAAUAAUGCAAAAGAGGUGGCAAACAA